AGAUGGAGGACACAACCGCGUCAGGCCAACCCAUAGUCUUGAGGGAGAAGACGACCCCGUUCCUCAUUCGCGCAUUCGUUAAAGUCGGCACGUUCCAUAAGCUCAACUUGUUCGAAGAUGGUACAAUUCCAACGACAGACGAAUCCCAACUCUUUACAUGGAAAGAUGCCACGCUUCGCGAACUCCUAACGACCCUCCGCGACGCUCCCAACGGCCAGACCGCCGAGUUCCGCCACCCUCUCGCGCGCUUCUCCUUCCGCGCCGUGUACGCAGAUGCAGCGAACAAAGGUCGCUUCGUUCAAAAAGACCUCGGCAUAGUCUACUCGCGCGACAUCCUCGGCGAGCCCGGUUCUCUCGACGCCCCCGCCCCGCGCCUUGUCGAGGACACCGACGGCGAGGCACGCAACCUGUCCACCCGUGAGCGCGAGGAGCGUACGCUCGACGAGCUGCGUUUCGUGCCCGGCGACUACCUCUGUAUCGCCAUUCUCCUUCCCAAGGGUACUGCGCCUCCCGCUGAGAUAACUAUCAAAGGCGCUGGUGCCCCGCCCCCGGUCGCGAAUGGAUGGAGGGCAGGAGGUCGGCCGGGAGACAGCGGCUGGGGUGGUCCCGUCCAUGCUCCAGCUCCAGUUGGCCGUGGUGGCGGACACUGGCGCGGUAAUUCUGACGCUCCACCACCGGCGCCACGAGGACGCGGGCGUGACUUUGCUGGACGCGAUCGCGACUUCGACCGGGGGAGGGAUGCGAGAGAUUUGGACAGACGGCCCCCUCCGCCGAGACGGGAGUCUCCACCUCACCGCGGCGGCUGGGGAGGAGGUCGCGGAGGAGGUCGUGGUGGUGGGGGAGGCGGUAGGAGAUCUCCUUCGUUAUCAAGGUCACGCAGCCCACCGCGGCGCCGGGGCUCGAGGUAUGAUUAGGUGUCAUUCUACCCGUGUAGUUACAUUGCUUGGAAUUCAACGUGUCUAAUUUCCAUUGAACAUUAUAUUGUGCCUCGAUAGGACCUCCCAGUUGAGAUUUAAGAAAUGUAACCGAAUCC
This is a messenger RNA of Coniophora puteana RWD-64-598 SS2, 1033 nucleotides long. RefSeq lists its product as uncharacterized. Gene Ontology annotation, cellular component: nucleus. NCBI's taxonomy places the organism in Eukaryota, Fungi, Basidiomycota, Agaricomycetes, Boletales, Coniophoraceae. The transcript has 3 exons. The record is from RefSeq and is a predicted model, not a curated record. Gene Ontology annotation, molecular function: transcription factor binding; transcription corepressor activity. The annotation marks the transcript as partial. Gene Ontology annotation, biological process: negative regulation of DNA-templated transcription.